AUGACCGAUGUCCGCAAGGCAGUAACAACCUCGGAUGUCUCCCGCCCGAAACGGCCGCAGACGCUGUCGCGGAAAUCAACCAACACGGUGUUGAAAUUGGGCAAGAAUCCCCGGGACCGGGAGAGGGAAUGGGAGGAGGAGCGCUCGUGGGAGGAUGAGCGGGAGAGCUUCCCGCAGUACUGUAUGACCUGUGAGAAGCAGUUCAUCCCGCAGGAUGAGAAAUUCUUAUAUUGCUCAGAGGAGUGCCGCAAGCAUGACCAACACAUAAGCGCAAGGACGACACAAUCAGCAGUAGCAGCAGCAUACGCGCACGCAUCAAUGAGGAGUCCUGAUGGCUUUAGUGGGACUCAGCCGUUCUACUCGGCCGGCAACCCAGAACCCCGGGACAUCAUCCCGCGGGCCUCACCAUCUCGCCCCAGUUCAAACUAUUGGUCACCACCUACCACACCGACGACAAGUUCUCAUUACACUAGCGCCAUCUCAGCUCUGAGGUCGCUGAGCAUACGACCCCCGAGUCCGCCAUCUCCCGUGUCAGCCAACUCAAGCAUCUGGCCAUUCGCCAGAAGCGCUGCUACGAGCCCUAGUACCUCGUACACGAAGCAGCCCGACUUCUACUCCUCGACGUACGACGGGGGCUACGCAACUUCCGGAUACGGUUACAGCACUGGCGGCAUGAAUUCUGAUCGGCCGCUACCCACCAGGAAACCCAAUGCUUAUGCGAGGCCCAAGAGCGUGGAGUUGGUUACUCCGAUGGUCAGCCGAUGA
Anthostomella pinea is the source of this 765-nucleotide messenger RNA. Lineage: Eukaryota; Fungi; Ascomycota; Sordariomycetes; Xylariales; Xylariaceae. The record is from the annotation of a GenBank genome assembly.